Molecule: messenger RNA, 1196 nt
Organism: Halichondria panicea
Lineage: Eukaryota; Metazoa; Porifera; Demospongiae; Suberitida; Halichondriidae
Product: transcription initiation factor TFIID subunit 7-like
Exons: 11
Coding region: 111-1058 (315 amino acids)
Biological process (GO): RNA polymerase II preinitiation complex assembly; transcription initiation at RNA polymerase II promoter
Cellular component (GO): transcription factor TFIID complex
Molecular function (GO): RNA polymerase II general transcription initiation factor activity
Source: RefSeq, a predicted model, not a curated record
GCUCAAGUAGGUGUAGCCUGCAGGCACUGCUGAAUCAGCAUUAUCUGAGUUGUGGAUCUCCCCUGCAUGUCCAUGUCACAGUGUGUGCUGCCACAGUACAGUCCUUCAUCAUGUCAGCAGUCUCAGAUCCUGCCAAAGAGCAUCAGCUCAUCCUCAGGUUGCCUGCAGAUCAUGCUGACAAGGUUAGGGGAGCAAUGAAGCAUGGCACACUGGACGAGCGUCUCCAAGUAGAGUUUAUCAGAGAUGAGAUUGGUGAGAUGCGCAGAGCCAGAGUAAAGCUGGACGAGGAAACAUUACCAGGAAAACUCAUUGACCUCCCAACCAUCAUUGAGAGCUAUAAGACUCUGGACAACAAGAACUUGUACAAGACAGGGGACAUUUCUCAGAUGUUGGUGUGUUCUGAUGACCCUGACACGUACACCCCACCAGCUAGAGGGGCCUCCAUUGAUGACAUGACUGCCUCCAGGAAGAAGGAGCUCUACAAAACCUUCACGACCAAUCAUGGCAUUACUCCACCGAUGAAGAAUGUUAGGAAGAGAAGAUUUAGAAAGACCAAGACCAAGAAGAUGAUUGAUUCUCCUGAAGUAGAGAAAGAAGUGAAGCGCUUACUGAGGGCUGACACCUUUGCUGUCAAUGUCACCUUCAAGGUUGUCAAUGACGACAAGCAGGAUGACAGUCAGAGUGUGAUGUCCGACAGUGUGUCCCGAUCCCAGACCCCCGGGAUGAUGGUAGACGAGGACUCUCUCCUCUCCCUGCCCUCGGACUAUACCCCUGACGACAAGUCUGAGCUAGUACGCAUCCUAGAAGAGGUCAGCUGCUCCUCCUCCAGUGAGGAGAGUGAAGAUGAGGAGAUCAGUGUUAUCGACGAGCCUGGAGGUGACAGCGAGGAGGCCAGUGAGCUGAGGGCAGCUGCACAAGACCUGGAGACUCAGAUUGAAGAACAAAAACUAAAGAUCCAGAACACUCCUAAAAUACUGCGUGCUCGUUUUGAAACAUUUCUUGAUGAGCUGGAAAAACAACACCGCAGUAUAUUGGACCAGCUAUCAAGCUUGAACUGACUUAGUUUUUUUGUUUUGUUUUGUUUUCGUUUUACCUUACACACACACACACACACAUACACACUUAGUACAUGCUCCCUAACAAUUUAUCUUUUUGAUCUAUUUAACUUUUUUCUGGCAAUAAACUUGAACAUGAAA